Messenger RNA from Emiliania huxleyi CCMP1516, 357 nucleotides. RefSeq lists its product as hypothetical. The record is from RefSeq and is a predicted model, not a curated record. Lineage: Eukaryota; Haptophyta; Isochrysidales; Noelaerhabdaceae. Gene Ontology annotation, cellular component: plasma membrane. The transcript has a single exon. Bases 1 to 357 code for a protein of 118 amino acids. Gene Ontology annotation, biological process: carbohydrate metabolic process. Gene Ontology annotation, molecular function: hydrolase activity, hydrolyzing O-glycosyl compounds.
AUGCUGGAGUCGCAGCUCUACAACAUGCGCCACGCGCUGGACAAGCUCAGCAAGAGCGCGGGGUCGAAGCAGAUUGCCAUCACCGAAACCGGAUGGCCGACGGAACCAAGCGCGGUUGGCGCAUCGAUUGCAAACGCGCGCCUCUUCUACCAGGACAUGCGCCGCGACCUAGGCCGCAUGACGACGACGUACAACCUCGUGCCCGGUUACGUCUUCCUUUUUGAACUCUUUGACGAGGCAAAGAAGACGGGAAACCCAGCAGAGGCACAUUGGGGAUUGCUCAACCAGGACGGAACCCCCAAGCUUGGCUUGACGGAGUUCGUCCUCCCCCCAUCUUUCUCGGCAACAAAGCCCUGA